Molecule: messenger RNA, 1371 nt
Organism: Cyphellophora europaea CBS 101466
Lineage: Eukaryota; Fungi; Ascomycota; Eurotiomycetes; Chaetothyriales; Cyphellophoraceae
Exons: 8
Coding region: 1-1371 (456 amino acids)
Source: RefSeq, a predicted model, not a curated record
AUGCUCAUUACCUUGUCCACUCUGCUUGCCAGCUCGGGCUUUAGCCUCCUCGCCGGGGCUAAUCCUCUGGCCGCUCGCGGCACCUGGUCUGACUGGCAUACGACUACCGGUACUGAUGUAAGCCCCGCGACAUGCCCGUCUCCGCCUCAACCUGUGACUCUUACCGUCACCGACACAAUUCCCGGGCCACCUCCCCCACCAGUGACGGUCACAACCACACGAGACGGACCGCCUCCACCGCCGCCAGUGACGAUUACAGACACCCGCCCAGGACCUCCCUCGCCACCAAACACGGUAACUAUCUCGACAUGCGGAACACCGGUACUGCCAUGCACAAGAGACACUUCGACAGUUGUGGUUACAGCGACUGAGACCAGACCUGGAGGCGUAUCUACCGUAACCGUCACGGCGCCUGGAGGACCUCCCAGCACGGCGUACAUCACGAUUACGGUACCCGGGGGACCCUCAACUGUGACUCAGACCGUCACCCGUCCAGGAGGCACCGAGACCGAAACCGAGACCGAGACUGAAACCGAAACUGUAACCUCGCGCUUACCUGGCGGCGCCACCACCGUCACCCAAGUCGUCACAUCUCCAGGUGGCACCGCGACAGUAACAUCUACCGUUCUUGGCGGAACGUCCACCGUCACUCGGACUGUUACCUUAACUGCACCUGGCGGGGCCACGGCAACUACUGUCACAGUCACUGCCCCAGGCGGUACCGCCACUGCCACCGUUACCAGUGUUGUCACCUCGCGGGUGCCCGGCGGCGUCACAACGGUCACCGCUCCAGGUGGAACUGUCACCAUCCCAGGUGGAACUGCCACUGUGACUGUUCCUGGCGGCACUAUAACUGUUCCAGGUGGUACCACAACCAUCACUGCCCCGGGUGGGACUACAACAGCCACAGUCACUAUUCCAGGCGGCACUGUGACUGUGCCGGGCGGCACCACAACAAUAACUGCUCCAGGAGGGACUGCUACUGCUACUGUGACUGUACCUGGUGGCACUGUGACUGUUCCAGGCGGCUCCACAACUAUCACCGCUCCUGGGGGAACAGCUACAGCUACAGCUACUGUGACCGUACCAGGCGGCACUGUGACAGUCCCAGCAGGCACCGCCACUACCACGGUUACCGUUUCCGGUGGUGCGACGACAAUCACUGCCCCAGGAGGAACUGCCACAGCCACGAUUACUGUCACAGGCGGCGGCACGACAGUCACCGCUCCGGGAGGAACCGACACUGCCACUGCCACCGUCACCAGCAUCAGCGUCAGCACCGCACCCUGUGGAAGUGCCAGCGGCUGGCAAGACUCACCGGCGCCCACCACCUCCAAGAGCAGCUACCGCUGGAAGUACGCCCGACUCUGA